UUGUUUAAUUUAUACACAAAUGAUUCUGAUCAUGGUUUACUCAAGAUUAAUAAUAAUUGUAAUGAAUUAAAAUCAACAAAUUGUGUUUACUAUUUAGUCGUGAAAUGGAUUAAUAGUCCCUGACUUUCCGCCAUUUUGGGGCUCCCAUCGAUUUUCUUACUCAUUUCUCAUUCUCUCCUUUCUGUCUAUACUCUCUCCAGCUCUUCCCCCUUACUCUCCAUUUCUCUCUCUUUUGCUUGUGUUUUUUUCUAAACAUCUAAAUUGUUUAAUAAAUAUACAUGAUUGCAACAACUAAUCAUCUUCUUCAAUUGCCAGUCAAUUAAAUCUUUAAUCACAUUGCGGUCAACAAUACAAUUAAUUUAUCUGGUCGCCAAUUUUAUGUCAACAUGGAGCUUGUACAAGCUUUCAAUGCAGAGCUUUCAUCGCUCUACGAGGUUAAACCUCCCAUCUCUAAAGCAAAGAUGAGCCAAAUAACAAAAGUUGCCAUUAAAGGAAUAAAAAUGUAUAAACACAUUGUCCAGAGUGUCGAAAGAUUCAUCGCUAAGUGUCGACCAGAAUACAAGAUACCUGGUUUAUAUGUGGUCGAUUCGAUUGUCAGGCAAUCUAGACAUCAAUUUGGAGCCGAAAAGGAUGUUUUCGGUCCUAGGUUUAUCAGAAAUUUUAACCAAACAUUUCAGAACCUUUUUUUAACUUGUCCACAGGAAGAUAAGCCUAAGAUUGUGCGGGUAUUAAAUUUGUGGCAGCGCAACAACGUUUUUUCUAGUGAGAUUAUUCAACCUUUACUGGACAUGGCAAAUCCAAACGCUAACUUAGGAACAAUAAAAUAUGAAGGUUCUCCUUCAGAAAGUGUGAACAACGACUUACCCAGUGGUAGUAAUAAAACCGACUCUGAGACAAAUUUGGUAUUAAGUUUACAUAAAUUGGCAACGACGUUAGGACUUGUAAAAAGUUCAAAUAAUGGGACCAGUAUAGGUGGCUCGUCUGCUGGUGUUGCUGAUCCGGGUGGUGCACAACAAAAUACUGUUCGAUUCGAUAAAAAAUUGUUAGAUUUUGAUUAUAGUGAAGAUGAAGACGAGGAUGAAAGUGAAACGCCAACUGAAGCUGAGCCCCCAACAAGUGUUGCUUCAAAUAAUGAGAAUGCCAAUGCUAAUCCUCUUGCGCUGAGUAUGGCUCAAAAUUUAUUAUCUAAUCCAGAACUUCUACAGCGUCUACAACAAAUGCAACAAACUAUCCAACAACAUCAAGACUCUAAUUCCCAAAUAAAUAGUGGAAAUGUUCGAGAUACCUCUGAUUCAUCAUUCAUAUCAUUUUUUCAACCUAUCAUCGAUGCUAAACCAGCUUCUAGCUCACAUGAAAUGAACUCCAGUCAUAUUGAUAACAAUGCACCUAGAGACUCUAUGCAACCCGAGAAAGCUCCAACGGACGCCUUUAACUAUCAACAAAAUGUUUUAAGUAGUCGUUUAAAUGCCCGAUUAGAUCCCAUUAUUUCGUCAAGUGGACCAAUGGUUCACAGUGAGGAUCAAUCGGGUUACCAGUCCAGAAUAAGUCGCAAUUAUUCUAAUGACAAUAAACGUGAAUAUGAAUAUACUGGCACAGAAAGAGAUAGUGACAUGAGAACCAGGUCUCGAUCUCGAUCUCCCCGUCGCAAUUCAAGGUUCCAAAGAUCAAGCUAUCGGGAUAAAGAUGAAAGAGUAAAGCGGAGUCGAUCUCGUUCUCCUUGGAGAUCAUCUAAUGAUAGGAGAAACUAUGAAUCUCGAUCACCUCGUGGUAGCCGAAGAGGUGAACGUAUGAGUUUAUCACCUGAAAGUAAAGAAAGAGAAAAAGAACGGGAAAAAGAACGAGAGAGAAGACGUCGUGGUUUACCACAGAUGAGAAAAGGUUAUCUCACCAUUUGUAGUACAACAUUAUGGCUAGGUCAUGUUCCCAAACUAGUUUCAGAGGCUGAUAUCUCAAAUACUUUCGGUGAAUUUGGUACAAUUAAUAGUAUCGAUCUCAUCCCGCCCAGAGGUUGCGCAUAUGUGUGUAUGAAUCGUAGACAGGAUGCUUACAGAGCGUUGAAUCAAUUGAAAAAUCUUAAACUUCACGGCAGUACAAUUAAGAUGGCCUGGGCUCCAGGUAAAGGUAUGAAAGGCAAGGAAUAUAAAGAUUAUUGGGAUGUCGAAUUAGGAGCCAGCUACAUUCCUUAUGAUAAGCUAGAUGAUAAUGUCGAUAUUGACCUUCUCGAAGAUGGAGGCAUGAUUGACGAAGAUACUGUACCUGAAAAGCUAAAAGAAAUUCGAACUAGAAAAGCCAAAGAAAAAGAAGAAAUGCUUAUACAAGCGGCAAUGCUCACUCAACCUCCGCUGAUACCAGUGCCACCCAUUGUAGCAGUACCUGCAGUGCCAGCAGUGCCAGCAGUGGCUCCUCCAGUUCCACCUGUUCCGGCUGCGCCUUCUCCAUUCGGUAUGCCUCUUCCUUCUGGUUUGGUUCCGCCUGUUGUAGCUCCAGUGCCACCAGUGCCAACUUGCAUAGCACAGCCUGUUUUGCCAGUUGGAAUACCACCACCACCUCCGCCAGUCGUUUUAACUCCAGGCUCGAAUAGUGUUCCAUUACUACCACCAGUUUCUUCCAUUGUAACAACCGCGAAUCCGUUGUUAACAACAACUACCACAGGCGCUUUAAACCCUAUAUCUACAACAUCUAAUGAUCAAACAGCAGGCACUGAAGUCUCACCAGCAAUUUUACCUAAUCAGUUGGGACCUUUACCGUCUCAAAAUCCAUCUAUUAGUCAAUUUACGGGGGCAAGCACUCCGAUUUUAACUACUUCGAUAGCAAAAACAGUUUCUAGUACAAGUUCGAUUGAUUCGACCGGAAUGAUGCUUCAUUCAGCUCCACCAGUUUUUCCACCUCUUAACGUUCCUCCACCAUCAGUGCUAUCUGUUCAAAGACCUCCUCCAAUGCCCUGGUUAUCUGGUCCACCGCCUCCUAUCUUAGGUAAUCCCGGAUUAAAUAGACUAUCAAUACCACCACCACUCCACCCUCCACCACCACGACCUCCUCUCGACAAAGGAUACAUCAACUCACAUCGACAUAGCAAUCACAUCAAUCGGAAACAAAACUUCAAAAACUUUACCCAUACUCCAAACCACAAUCACCAAAAUCACCAAAAUCACAACCAAAACACAAAAAAAUCAACUAAAAAUCAGCAUGUGAAUUAAAUUAUUCGUUAUUUAAAAGCUAAAUCAAUUGAAAUAAGGAAUAAAAAGUUCUGUACAUAAUUAUUAUAUAAGAAA
This is a messenger RNA of Tetranychus urticae (two-spotted spider mite), 3272 nucleotides long. RefSeq names its product Insulator su(Hw) mRNA adaptor (gene Isha). Gene Ontology annotation, cellular component: nucleus. NCBI's taxonomy places the organism in Eukaryota, Metazoa, Arthropoda, Arachnida, Trombidiformes, Tetranychidae. The record is from RefSeq and is a predicted model, not a curated record. Gene Ontology annotation, molecular function: RNA binding.